AUGACCACUGGAACUCAUCGGGCAUCUUCAACCCGGCGUUCAACAACCCCAAAACGCAAUGCGCAGACAGCAGAGCGCAAGUUAAGUCCCGAGGAGCUCUACAACGUUACGGUGGAAAAGAAAUUUUCUCCCGAAAAGGACACCUGGGAUGGCCACUAUGAAUUUGGCGGCCCUUGGGCUACUUUUCUCAUCAUAUUGAUAUCCCAUACACUGAUAUAUUACUUUAUGGUUUGCAUAAUGGAGUUUCAAGGCACAAUGAUCUACCCCGGUCAUCCACUAUUAAAGGGGGAGAACAUGAUCAGUGUUUUUUGGGAGCAUGUGCGUAUAAAUGCAGCACCGACAUGGGAAACAUUUGGCAUUUUUACAGGAUUUUUACUUUUGGAGUACACCUUGGCUGUAGUGCUUCCCGGUAUGGAGGUCAAGGGACUUCCCAUUCCAAGUGAAGGUGGUUACCGCUAUGUCUACAAAUGCAAUGCCGUUCAUGCAUGGUAUUGUAUGCUGGUCAUUGUAGGCGUAUUACAUUUUACCGAAAUCCUCCCUCUUUGGAGGGUGCAUGAUGAAUACGGCCAUUACCUAACUGCUGCCACCAUCUGGGCGGAUGUCCUUUCGGUUUGGGUCUACAUUGUUGGCCUUCGCAAAAGACUUCGUAUGUCAAACAAUGUUGUCUAUGACUUUUUUAUGGGCUCAGCUCUUAACUUUCGUCUUCCUGGUGACGUGGACGUUAAGCUGUUUGCGGAAUGUCGCAAUUCAUGGGUAUUAUUGAUGGUUAUAACCCUAAGUAAUGCCGCCGCAAUGUACCGAGAGCUUGGCUACAUUACGGGAAAUAUGUAUUUUAUUGUUUUUGCACAAUUUUUGUACGUGAAUGCGAUACAAAAGGGUGAAGAGUGUAUUAUUAGUACUUGGGACUUAUUUUACGAGAAAUUUGGAUGGAUGUUGGCGUACUGGAAUACGUGCGGGGUACCUUUUUUGUAUUCCAUGCAAUCCUUAUACAUCCAGAGAGUUCUUAAAGAACGUUCCUACCGACCUUGGCAAUUGAUGCUUAUGGUGAUGGUUCUCCUUCCGGCAUACUAUAUCUGGGACAGCGCGAAUUCACAGAAGAAUCGUUUCCGCAUGAAGCGUAGCGGCGUGCCGGAAUACAUCAUUCGACGGAAGGCGUUUCCGCAGCUCCCGUGGGGAUAUAUUGAAAAUCCCCGUGUAUUAAAAAACGAACGUGGUGAACUCUUUGUGGAUGGAUGGUAUCGCUAUGGUCGUAAACUACACUACACUGUGGAUAUUAUUAUGGCAUUCUUGUGGGGGACGUCAUGCGGAUUUAACUCUUUCAUUCCGUUUUUCUACGUGUGCUUCUUCACCUGUCAUCUUGUGGACCGCGAGCGCCGUGAUGACUACCGUUGCCGCAGGAAGUACGGUAAGCUUUGGGAACGCUACCUGCAGGUAGUCCCAUACAAGCUGAUCCCGGGUAUUUAUUAG
Molecule: messenger RNA, 1467 nt
Organism: Trypanosoma rangeli
Lineage: Eukaryota; Euglenozoa; Kinetoplastea; Trypanosomatida; Trypanosomatidae
Product: putative sterol C-24 reductase
Exons: 1
Coding region: 1-1467 (488 amino acids)
Biological process (GO): ergosterol biosynthetic process
Cellular component (GO): endoplasmic reticulum membrane
Molecular function (GO): Delta24(24-1) sterol reductase activity
Source: RefSeq, a predicted model, not a curated record